AGCCUUACUAGCGCGCGCGCGAGCAGCUUUCAGCGCGUGGGCCCUGCCUUUAUUAUUAAGGCGGGCAAAGGAAACGAUAAUAAUAAUAAAAAAAGAAGAAGACGAGGAGGAGGAGAACGGAGAGGGCUUGAGGGCUGCGAAGACGGCGCUUUGCUGGAGAGCUCCGGGCCAAGGGCGCGCGCGUGCGUGCGUGCGCGCGGGUGCAUUCCGCCGCGUGCCAUCCCCCUUUCCCUUCAUCUCCUUCAUCCCGCGCUUGCCCCCUCCUCCUCCUCCUCCUCCAGGACCCGCUGCUUCGUUCUGAUUGGCCGUUUGGGGUCCCGGCCAGGUGUCGGCAGCAGCGAGAAGAGGGCAGAGAGUGCGGAAAAGGGGAGAAGCAGGAGCAGCAGCAGCCUCUUCCAGAGCCAGAAAGCGUUUGGCGACCGCUCCCUCCUACCGAAGGAGAACCCCUUUUUCCUUCAGUCUGGGAAGGCUGCUCGCUUCCUCUGUCCAAGGAGGGAAGCCAGGCGUUGGGACGCUGUUCACCUCCUCGGCUGCAAAGGUUCUUCAGCUAUUGAUUGCACUGAGGAUAGAACUGCUUAAUCAUGGGGAGGAAGCUGGACUUAUCUGGCUUGACAGAAGAUGAAGCUGAACAUGUUCUUCAGGUAGUCCAACGAGAUUUCACCCUCCGCAAAAAGGAAGAAGAUAGACUGAGUGAAAUGAAGCAGAAGCUUGAUGAAGAAGUUGACAAAUGCAGCAUCCUUUCCAAGCAACAGAGAUUUAAUGAGCGCUGCUGCAUGCGUUGCUGCUCCCCUUUUACUUUUUUUAUCAACACAAAGCGACAGUGCCAAGACUGCAAAUACAACAUCUGUAAGAACUGCAGCUCCUACCAGAGGAAGGAAAAAACCUGGCUCUGCAAUGUAUGCCAACAAGCUAGGCUCUUAAGGGCUCAGUCCCUGGAAUGGUAUUACAAUAAUGUGAAAAGUCGUUUCAAGCGUUUUGGAAGUGCUAAAGUCCUGAAGAACUUAUACAGAAAACAUCGAAUGGAGACUGGAGCUUAUUCUGAUUUACUAGAAGUAGGAAGCAUAUGUGAAGGAACCAUAGAAAAUGACGGAAGCAUAUGUGGCAGUGACUCUACUUUCUACAGACAGUCAGAAGGACACAGCAUGAUGGAUACCCUUGCCGUGGCUUUACGUGUUGCAGAAGAAGCGAUAGAAGAAGCUAUUUCUAAGGCAGAGAUGUUCAGUAACAAUAGUUUGGACAAACAAAAUGAAGCUCGUUACUUGCGAGACCAUAAGGAAGAGCUCAUUGAAGAACUUGCUACCACCAUCGUCCAGAAGAUUAUAAGAAAGCAGAAGAACAAAACUGAGCAAGUGGAGGCUGGAACUGACUGGCCACAAUCCAGAAGCAGCAGUGGCCCAACAUCUGUUACUCUCUCAGAUCAGAGCAUGUUGACUUUCCCGGGGAGUCGUAGGGGAUCAUACACAUUAUGGAGGUCACAGUCGGCAUUCUCACUGACUACCGAAGAAGCCUCAAGCAGAGAUGUGGACCUUGCCUCUUCUGUGUCUGAGUCUCUCUGGAAACAACCAAAAGCCCCAGUCAGGUCCCAAAAAGACCACAGGCUGUCUGCAUUGCCCAGCUGGAAGAGUGUGGAUCGAUUAAAUGAACCAACUUUCCCUCCUGUUUUAGAAAGUACUGAUGGAAAUUGGGUGGCCUUGCAAAAUGUCACGUUGCCUCAUCCUCGAAUGCUUGCCAAACCAAAGAGCCAAGUAUUCAGAGUUUUGGAAAAUGAAUCUAAUGUUGUGUCUGCUUAUGAUGAGAUGGGCUCAGAAAGCGAAGAUGACUAUGAUUGGAAUGUGGCUUUGAACAAACUACGCCGGAGGCCCAAGCAUCUGUCAAACUCUGCCGAUUCCCCGUGCAAUACUGAGUGGGCUUAUGGAAAUGAACUGCACCAGCCAAUGACCUCGCCUUCAUCAGGACUAUUUGCCAAUGAGACAAUGUGCUCUGAUUCCGAAACAUCAUCCAUCAAUUCUUCAAGGGAGGCUAGGGGAACUAGCCUUCCUCCUUGGAUACAAAGGAGAACUUGUAACAAUAAGUCUCGAGAGGAUAAAGCACAAUUACAUGGAGAGCUAGAUGUAAACUUCAAUCCACAGACUACCAGUUUAGAUUAUUCAGACAGCAGUGAGAGCGAGGAAGCCUAUCACGACUUAGAAAAGAGAUCAAAGAGGUGGAAGAAAAGCAAGGCUAUCUCUGAAGAUUUAUGUAGAGGCAAAAAUCGCACAAAAACACACAAGAAGACUUUGAGCACAAGUCAGGCAUCUGAGGAUUUAUCAGAAACUGACAUAAGCAGUGAAGAUCAACAGCAUCAAACCAUGGCAGAUCCUUUGGAAGAAAAGCUAAAGUCAAGGUUAUAUGAAUUGGCUGCAAAAAUGAGUGACAGCAGGGAAACCUCUUCAGAGGAGCAAGUGUCAGAACCCAGAACAGAAUCUGAGAAUCAGAAAUCCUGUAUAUCUUCAGAAGAUAGUGGUAAACGUGUUCAAGAUGAGUUAAAGAAGGAAAAACAAAAGGCAUUUGAUCUCCAUCUAAAACUUCAAUUUUUAACUUCAGCACUUCAGCAGAAAUACUCUGCUGUAUCUCUUUGCAACAUCUCCACUGAAGUUCUAAAAGUCAUCAAUGCAACAGAGGAGCUCAUAGCAGAAUCCACAGGACCGUGUGAUUUCCCAGCAGAUACCCACGACAAAGGAAAAGGGGAGUUUCCAUUAGGCACAGACCCUAUCAGACUUGAUGAGCAACUCACAACACUGGAAGAAAAUGUCUAUCUGACAGCUGGCAGUGUUUAUGGUUUGGAAGGUCAGCUAAAUGAGUUAGAGGAAGCGGCACGUGAAAUUAACAGCAUUACUGCUGAAUCCGAACUGGCUGAUCUAGAGGAUCAAGUGGCAACAGCAGCAGCACAAGUUCACCAUGCAGAACGUCAGAUUUCAGAUAUUGAAAGCAGAAUUUCCGCGCUUACAGUAGCAGGCUUGAAUGUGGCUCCAUGCAUUCACCUGAGAAGAAAACGUGAACAACAGCAGACAAACCAGAUGCACACAAUAGACACAUCCAGACAACAGAGACGAAAGCUUCCAGCUCCACCAGUGAAAGGUGAAAAUGUGAAUGUCUCUCCAGUUACCCCUGUUAAAACAUUUAACAGGAAUUUUAUACUCCAAGGAUCUCUGACACAAAGAACAAAAAUGGAGAGAAAAAGCACUGCCAAGGAUUUGAAGGAACCAACUAUAGGGUCUGCUGUAAUGUACUAGAAUUGCAGAAUUUUACUGCCAAUAACACACUGCCUAAGGCUGCAAACUAGAGUGCCUUUAUAUAACAGCCAUUGUAUACAUCCAAUUAAAAAACAGACCCUCAAGAACCCAUAAUGCCUCAGUAAUAGGGCUUUGUUUGGAUACCUCACUGAGCAAGCUGUUCAAGUCUUCAGCAUUGUGGUCUGCUGUUUGAAAUUCUGCCUUAAAGUUUUCAAGAGACUCUAGGAAGGACAUUGAACUUCAUAUAAGCAAGAUUCCACAUUUUACAAUGCACUUUUCCUCACAUUGUCAAUUGUACUAAAGUAUGUUGUCUUGAAAAUACAGUAUGUUUUGUAGUCUUAAUUCAUCCAUUAAUGUUGAUCAAGGUCUUAUGUGGAAGUCAAGAAAAAAGUCAAAUCAUCCAUCCUGUGAUCCAUAUAUCCCGGGACCUUAUUGUUCACACCGUUAAAUCUAUAUGAUGUUGCCAGAGCAAUAAGAAGUUUUCCAGGAGUAACUGGUACUUCUGAAACAAAUUGUGGAGAGGUAUAAUAAUAAUCAAGGAGAAGGUUGAAUGCUUUCAGCUGAGAGGGAAAGCAGUUUCCCAUUUGGGAUUUCUCCUUGCAUUUCAUUAUAGCAUCCUCUGCUCGGCAGCACAUGAAUGUCCCAAGUGCAUAUGUUUGCUGGUUAAGUACACUUUACCCUAACUACAUUUGAAACCGCACCCAUUCUCAAGAAUUGUCAAAGCCAGUUGGUGAUUUAGGUAUAUUCCCAACUGAAAUCAGUCCAUGCCUUUCAGUCUUGCAACCUGACUUAUCUCAAGAGGGAACAUUCAAACUACUGUAACUGGGUUGCUGUGAGUUUUCCGGGCUGCAUGGCCAUGUUCCAGAAGCAUUCUCUCCUGAUGUUUUGCCCACAUCUAUGGCAGGCAUCCUCAGAGGUUGUGAGGUCUGUUGGAAACUUGGCAAGUGGGGUUUAUAUAUCUGGAAUGUCCAGGGUGGGAGAAAGAACUCUUGUCUGAGGCAAAUGAGAAUGUUGCAAUUGGCCAGCUUGAUUAGCAUUGAAUAGCCUGGCAGCUUCGAAGCCUGGCUGCUUCCUGUCUGGGGGAACCCCUGUUGGGAGCUGUUACCUGGAUUACCCAGGCAGGAAGCAGCCAGGCUUUGAAGCUGCAGUGCUAUUCAAUGCUAAUCAAGGUGGUCAAUUGCAGCAUUCACACUUGCCUCCACCAGACAUUCUACAGAUAUAUAUAAACCCUACUUGCCUAGUUUCCAGCAAACCUUACAACCUCUGAGGAUGCCUGCCAUAGAUGUGGGUGAAACAUCAGGAGAGAAUGCUUCUGGAACAUGACCAUGCAGCCUGGAAAACUCACAGCGACCCAAUGAUUCUGGCCAUGAAAGCCUUUGACAACACAUUCAAACUAAUUUAUCAACUUUACUUCCAAAUUUAUAAAUAAUAAAUUCUUUAAAAGGAGCUUGACAAAUCAAAGUGAUCACCCUAUUUGUUUUUGAGAAGCAUAUAAUUGUAGUUUAAGGACAAUAUUAACUGGAAGGCUGAUGUUAGGUUUCUUUUCAGAAGGCAUAGAUUCCCAACUGUUCCCUAUGACGGACUGGCAAAAAAACUGGCACUGGGCCAGAAUAAUUGGCAAAGAGGGGUUGUCAAUUGAAUAUCAUGAGCUAAAGUAAGUCAGAAGUGCUGAGCACACUGGAAAGUUUCUAAAUUUACUUUAAUUGCCGCAACUUUGGAGUAGUCAAGGCCUAGUAUUCAUAAGUAUCAAAGGAAAGGGAGUUAUAAUUAAACUCCAAUUCAGCUCAACACAAUCAAAGAAAUGGCUCCCUUUUACUAAUCUUCCUCUCAUAUGGUGUUUGCUGCCUGGGACCUCCAGAUAUAAAUUGAGGUCAUUGAUUCAGACUUUCAAUAAGAUUCACAAUCUCUGCACAAGAUUUGCACCUGAUGCUCUUUCUUAGAUACAGCUAAAAUGCCAUUUCCUAUGCAGAUUAUCAGUUAACUCAUUAGAACGCCACUAUAUCCAUAAGCAUGGAUUAAAAGUCUAGAAAAGCUCACAAUUUCCUCACUCCUCAACUUUACAAAUGGAGGGGUGGUCAAAAAAGGAACCUGGGCUAUAGUCCAAAGCACACUUCCUAGGGAGCAUGUCCCACACAACUUAAUGGAACUUACUUCUGAAUAAGGAGGCAUAGUAUUGCAGCACCACCACCAGAAGUAUGUACCUGCAGCAAUUGAAACACCAUUAACUUUGUUUGAUUUAUUCCUAAGGCUUUAUCUAAAUUGACAUUCACUGAUUCUUUUUUACUGCAGACAAGAUAAUGCCAUCAUGUCCAUGCAUGAAGUUCUUAUUCAUCUUUUAUAGACUUGACUAAUCAGAUGGCAGAAUUUUGUCUACAGUGCAUAACAGUCCAUAUAGUAUGAAAUCUAAUAAAAAGCUUGUUUAAAAAUUAGGGAUUGAAUUCAAUUGUAAAUGACUCACUUCCUAUUCACAUAACUCUUUCUGCACUUGUCCGGAAUACAUUCCCAGAUUCUUGUUUCUGCAGAUCUGCGUGUAACUGAGAUGUCAAAAAUGACAGAUGGUCUACAUAUUUGUCCAAUGAUACUAUUAGCUAACUCAGUGUAUGUAAUAUUAUUGAAUCAAGACAUCACCACUUUUAAUAGAUAACUCUUUGGCUUUUGUUCUGUUGGUGUGAUAUAAAACAAAUCAGUUUGAAAUAGAAUGUUUUCCAUAAGAGGCAUGAAAAGCAACUAUAGUGUUCAAAUGUUAAACUAUUCAGUCUUCUUUGAGAAAAAUGUGUACUGUGUAGGCAAUGCAAAAAAAAAAAAGAAAGACAAGAAGUUCCUGCCUGCUGUGUGGCAUUUCAAUUUUUACAAAGGUUUUACUUGUGCCAAAUGUGCAAAGAUUUAAUUUACAGUUUUAAAGAAACCAUAAAAAUGUAUAUGUUAUAGCACACAAAAAUGAUUUUGUCAUCUAGUGAUUUCAAUCAGUAUUAAUAUUUAUAUUUACAGUAUUUUUUUUAUAAAUGAAAAAUAUUUUAACGGUGAAAACAAUGAAGCCAAUAUGAUUCAAUCUGAGUGGAACUUGACACUUGCGUUGUUGUUGUUAUCUGCAUUCUGAGAAGGUAUUAUUGUCAAGAAAAAUGAUAUAAGAGUAAAACAAAUGAUGUAUAGGAAAAAUUAGUUUGGGGCCCUAUGAUUGAUGACAGAAAAUAUAACAAAUUUGGAAGAGUUGAACUUAGAUAUACCUGGCUUAAGAGAGUUAUCACAUUUUAAUGCCAGCUGUUUCCAAUGUGUUAACACUAUACAGGCAGUCUCUGAGUUACAAACAUCUGACUUACAAAUGACUCAUAGUUAAGAAUGAUUUUUUUCAUGUCAGGAGCAACUUGAGAAACUGCAAGUUGCUUUUGGUGUGGAGAAUUGGCUGUCUCCAAGGACAUUGCCCAGGGGAUGCCUGAGUGUUUUGAUGUUUUUUACCAUUUUUGUGGGAGGCAUCUCUCAUGUCCCCGCAUGCAGCUGGAGCUAAUAGAGGGAGCUCAUCCAUGCUCUUCCUGGGUUGGAUUCGAACCGGCAACCUUCAGGUCAGCAACUCAACCUUCAAGUCAGCAGUCCUGCUGGCACAAGGGUUUAACCCCCUGCACCACCAGGGGUUCCUAAGAACAGGGGUGAGGCAACAUUAAGUGGGGGAAAUCUACCCCCCCAAAGCUAAAUUCACUCCUGAAAUGCGGAAUAAGUGUCUCUACUGAAGGUUUUCAAGAUCCAAUCACCGGAUAGAAAGUGAAGUGAAAUCUUCUGAGCUGGAGCACAGACAGCAAAACAAACACUCGUUGGGGUGUUAACCGUUCCCUAUGCUAUCCAAAACUUUAAAAGAUAUAUUUUUGGCUGGAGUUACAUGUGAAAAAUAUACCUGUUUUGACUUCCAUACAAAUUCAAUUUAAGAGCAAUUCUACAGAGUCUAUCUUGUCCAUAACGUAGGGACUGCCUGUGUACACAUUCCUUUCACAUGUUGCAUUAAAUGGGGCAUAAAGAAAAAAUGCCAAAUACAUCAAGUAUAAGACCUUCA
Molecule: messenger RNA, 7311 nt
Organism: Anolis carolinensis (green anole)
Lineage: Eukaryota; Metazoa; Chordata; Lepidosauria; Squamata; Anolidae
Gene: myrip
Product: myosin VIIA and Rab interacting protein
Exons: 18
Coding region: 582-3272 (896 amino acids)
Biological process (GO): intracellular protein transport
Cellular component (GO): cortical actin cytoskeleton
Molecular function (GO): actin binding; myosin binding; small GTPase binding
Source: RefSeq, a predicted model, not a curated record